Messenger RNA from Aricia agestis (brown argus), 427 nucleotides. RefSeq names its product cytochrome c oxidase assembly factor 4 homolog, mitochondrial. NCBI's taxonomy places the organism in Eukaryota, Metazoa, Arthropoda, Insecta, Lepidoptera, Lycaenidae. The transcript has 2 exons. Gene Ontology annotation, biological process: mitochondrial respiratory chain complex IV assembly. Gene Ontology annotation, cellular component: mitochondrial intermembrane space. Bases 96 to 311 code for a protein of 71 amino acids. The record is from RefSeq and is a predicted model, not a curated record.
CAAAAGCCCGCUCUUCUCUUAUCAAUUCUGAGAAAAUAGUAAAUAAAUUAUUAAUUCUGAUAAAUUAAAAGGAAAAUUGUUUUUAUAUUAUAAAAAUGACUAUUAAACCGUUUGAAAGGACACCAGAAAGUGACGAUGAUCCCGUAGAGUCCAUGUUAAAAAAAUCCGGUUGCCUUGAAUUACAUUACAAAGUUCAGGAAUGUAUAGCCACUACAAGGGACUGGAGGAAAUGCCAAAAUGAGGUGAAUGAAUUUAGAACAUGUGUUACGAAACACACACAAGAUGAAUUAUUAUCAAAAUCUAAAACAUAAAACCAUGCAGGGAUCUGGUAAAAUAUACUGUACAGUCAGAAACAGAGUGCAUAGAAGUAAGAGGUGUUUGGUAUAUUUUUUAUUUGUAAGAUAAUUUAUGAUUGAUUAAAUUUAGU